CCGGCCCGGCCCGCCUGAGAGCGGCCGACCCGAUGCCCCUGGAGGGCGGCGGCGGCGGCCUGCCGGGCCUUCUCAUGUCGUGCCUCAAGGGGCAGCAGGUCCUCUUCAAGAUGGAGGCCAUGAAGAUCGUCCACCCGGAGAAGUGCCCGGAACUGCAAGGGGGCCCGGCCCGCCCGGCCCCGGCCCCGCGCUUCGCCCCGGCCCCGCGCCCGGCCCCGGCCCUGGCGCCCAAGCGGGCCUGGCCCUCCGAGACGGAGAUCAUCGUCAACCAGGCCUGCGGCGGGGACGGGCCGGCCCCCCUGGCCGGAGGGCCCCGCACGCCCCCGCCGCCCCGCCGGCCCCGCCGGGGCAGCGCCGAGCCGGGCUUCCCCCGGGCCCCGCCGGCCGACGAGGUCAUCGUCAACCAGUACGUCCUGCGGCCGGGGCCGCCCGGGGAGCCGCUGGAGUGCCCCACCUGCGGCCACACGUACAACCUGACCCACCGGCGGCCCCGCGUCCUGUCCUGCCUGCAUUCGGUCUGCGAGCAGUGCCUACAGAUCCUCUACGAGUCCUGCCCCAAGUACAAGUUCAUCUCCUGCCCCACCUGCCGCCGCGAGACCGUGCUCUUCACCGACUACGGGCUGGCCGCCCUGGCCGUCAACACCUCCAUCCUCAGCCGCCUGCCCCCCGAGGCCCUGGCCGCCUCCGCCCCGGGCCAGUGGGUGGGCGAGGCCGAGCGCGGCUGCUACCAGACCUUCCGGCAGUACUGCGGGGCCGCCUGCAGCUGUCACGCCCGCAACCCGCUCUCCUCCUGCGCCAUCAUGUAGCGGGAGCGGGCCGGGCCGGCGGCCGCCCGCCCCCGGCCGGGACCCUCGGGACCGUCGGCCUCCCCCGCCGGCCUCCCGGACCCCCUGGUCGCUCCCCUUCCCCAGACCGGGACCUCCCUCCUGCGCCCGGGCGGCCGCCCCCGUCCCCGACCGGGACCUCAGGGUGGUCGCCCCCGUCCCCGACCGGGACCCCCCCCGCCCAACCCCGCUCACCUUCCCCAGACCGGGACCCGUGGCCGGUCGCCCUCCCCAGACCGGGACCCGUGGCCGGUCGCCCUCCCCAGACCGGGACCCCUGGAUGGUCGCCCUUUCCCCAGCCAGGAUGCCGGGAUGGUCGCCCUCCCCCACCACCCCAACCCCCCCCGCCU
This is a messenger RNA of Ornithorhynchus anatinus (platypus), 1174 nucleotides long. RefSeq names its product ring finger protein 208 (gene RNF208). Gene Ontology annotation, molecular function: ubiquitin protein ligase activity. The transcript has a single exon. The record is from RefSeq and is a predicted model, not a curated record. NCBI's taxonomy places the organism in Eukaryota, Metazoa, Chordata, Mammalia, Monotremata, Ornithorhynchidae. Gene Ontology annotation, biological process: protein ubiquitination. The coding region runs from base 33 to 806 and encodes 257 amino acids.